This is a messenger RNA of Eimeria necatrix, 1350 nucleotides long. RefSeq lists its product as hypothetical. The coding region runs from base 1 to 1350 and encodes 449 amino acids. The record is from RefSeq and is a predicted model, not a curated record. The transcript has 4 exons. NCBI's taxonomy places the organism in Eukaryota, Apicomplexa, Conoidasida, Eucoccidiorida, Eimeriidae. Gene Ontology annotation, biological process: RNA processing. Gene Ontology annotation, molecular function: RNA binding; RNA methyltransferase activity.
AUGGGACCAGGGCCUGAGGAAACUUCGUCGCUAAACCAAAAGGGUUCCAAAGCUGCUGACUUCGGCGCUUCCAAUUCCAGCAAAAAGCUCCAACACUCGCACUUGCAUGCAGCGCCGAAGACCGACUUCGCCUGCCUCACUGACGCAGAACGCCGGGACAAACUCGAGAGGCGCCUGCAGGCCCAGCUGAGGGACGGAACUCGCAGCAGAAAUGUGAAGCGACUUGGAGAUCCUCUAGUGAAGCACCUUCUGCGGGUGGCCGGCAACGCAGCCUACAGAGACUUGCGGCAAAGCGUCAUCGCCACGGGAAAGACGCUUGUAUGCGAGCUACUCAGCAACUUCCCCUGCAGGCGUUUGGCCGUCCGUCGUCGAGGCUUGGCAGCGCUACAGGCUUUACUCCCUUCUCUAUACAGCGCUGGAAGUCCUCCACUCAAUGAACAAACCAGCAACGCAACGCACAAUGCCAAAAUUGAACUGCCUCUCCAGGAUGCGAGGCACUCCGACUACUUCAAAACGCGCUCUCGGCUGAACACAAACGUCGAGACGCACUUUGUCAGCAACCGAAUUCUACGGAAGGUGGCGGGCUUUCAAUCUUACGACGACGGCUGCGUUGCUGAGAUGCGAAUGCCAGAUCAAGCGCAAGACUUCGCGGACAUUCGGCUACUGCUCUGCCUGGGCAACAUUCCGCCGUCUCUGGGACGAAUAGAUCAGUCAACGGCAUCAAAGCACUCCGCGGAAGACCUGGAUCCAGGAACAGUUGGAACAUUGCUUAGAACUGCAGCUGCUCUGCAGUGGCAGGGCGCUUGGAUCUUGCCGUCGUGCCCUGAUGUAUUCAACCCGCUUGCAAUAAGGGCGUCACAGGGAGCUCUCUUUUGGCUACCGUAUCGUCGAGGCAGUGCAGAGGAACUGAUUCAGCUUUGUCGAGCUAAAGAGUUGGCUUUGUGUGUGCCUCAUGAAAGUGGCACCCCCGUACGAACAGCAGGGCUUUUUGAACAAGAAAAGAAGAAGGGCGUUUGCCUUGUUCUGGAUUGGAGUCUAAUAAAUAGUUCGAUAAUGGGCAGCAGCAAAAAGGAGCCAAGAGAGGACUCCACCAGUUUGCCUGAAAGUUCCCCCGUUUCCCCAGGGACUCCCAAGGACGCAUCAAGACGCGCGAAAGCAAAACAUUCUAUCUUCAAGCCAGACAUUUUUCUGUCCCUCGGUGCAGAGAUUGCCCCGGAAGGAACUAUGCAUCUUCUGCACCCAAUUACCGUAGCCUCAAUGUUGAUUUAUCACAUCAAGCACGUGCACUUCCCUUCUCUAGCCGGCUCACCUUAUCUUUUUUCUGUGAAACAGAGGACUAAGGCUAUGUGA